AUGAAUGCGGGUCAUACUCUGGUCAAGUUUAGGGAUGAAACAACUAGGGAUUUGGUUUUAGAAGCAGGAGUGGUUCACUUUGAUAGGAAACCAGUCCUAUUGAGGCCUUGGUCGACUGAUUUAGAUACACUGAGGGUGGUGAAUUCAGUCCCAGUUUGGAUGAGAUUACCAAAUCUUGGCCUUCAAUAUUGGGGUUUAAAAAGUCUGAGUGCUCUUGUUAGCACAAUAGGGAAACCUAUGAUGAUGGACAAGGUAACGAAGGAAAAAUCUAUGGUAAAAUUCGCUAGGGUCCUUGUGGAUGUCGAGAUUACUGAUAGAUUACCUCACUCAAUUAGUUUUAUCAAUGAGCGAGGGCAGCUGAUGGAACAAGCUAUAGAGUUUGAAUGGCUUCCCACACAGUGUUCUUGUUGUAAGGGUUUAGGCCACACUGCGUCCAGCUGUAAGAAUUCUCAGGAGGUAGUCUGGAGACCAAAACAACAAGUUUCAGCUUCAGGUAAAGGGGAUAUUAGGGGUGCUACGGUACUGAGUGAAUCAAAAAUUGAGAGUAAGCCAGUGGUAGGCAAUCAAAAGGAUGUUGGGAAAGAAGAUAAAGGAGAUGAGCUGAAUCUUAAGGGAGGUUCGAAGGAGUCCAUGAUCACAACAACUAAAGAUACAAAUGAGGCUAGUUGUUCAACGACUGAGAAGGAGAAAACUUGGACUACCCCUAAGAAAGUGGGGGGUCUAAGGAAAAAAAGUUCCACAGAACAGACUUUGAGAGCUAAUACAUUCAGUGUUCUGCAGGAGAAGACUGAUAUGGUUUCAAAUAAGGAGUUACACAAACAUCAUAUUUCUAAUGGAGGGGUUUUCCUGGAAACUAAACUUCACAGCAACAAAAUUGAGGAGAUGAUGCAUGAUGUGUUUGUGGGAUGGAAUUGGUAUAGUAGUAAGGCCAUCGAAGGGAGAAUAUUGUUGGUUUGGAAUCCGGAUUUGGUUCAUGUGGCUGUUGUUCAGGAGCUGGACCAGCUGGUCACUUGUGAAGUGCAAAUAAAGGGUGUUAGUCAAACAACUGUUCUUUCUUUUGUGUAUGGCCGAAAUUCAAUGGAAGAGAGGAAAAAUCUCUGGGUUCAGCUUCAAGUUCCUCAGUAUAAUUCUAGGCCUUGGCUGGUUGCAGGGGAUUUUAAUGCAGUUUUUGAAUAUGAUGAUCGAAUUGGAGGUAGGCAGAUUUCAGCUAUGGAAGUGGAGGACAGUAGGCAAUGGAAGGCUAAUUCUCUAUUGAUUGAUUUAAGAUCCAGUGGUUCCUCUUUCACUUGGUCUAAUAAACAAAAAGAAGGUUUAAGAAUAUUCUCAAAACUUGAUAGAAUAUUUGUUAAUGAAGUAUGGAUUGAUACUUUUCCUGAUUCUGAAGGCCGGAUUAAUUGGGAUACAUUAUCUGAUCAUUGCUUUUGUAUCAUCAAAAUUGUUCAUUUCCAAACUUCAGGGGUUAGGCCUUUCAGGUACUUCAAUAUGUGGGAUAAACACCAGGAUUUUAGGAGCUCUGUCUUGAGUAACUGGUCUAAACUAGUCGGAGGUACUGGUCUGCAGAAGAUUAUACAGAAGCUUAAAAGACUAAAGCCUACCUUGAUCCAGUUCAAAAAAGUGCAGAUUGGGGAUGUGGAAGAGGAUGAGGCAGCAGCUGAGUUUGCUAGAAUGUCCAAGUUGUAUGAAAGUUUCCUGAGGCAAAAAAGUAAGAAUAACUGGCUAAGAUUUGGUGACGAAAACACAGCGUACUUUCAUGCUAGUUUGAAACAGAGGAGAAUGAGGAAUCGUAUCACGAGUUUUACUAAUGAUGAGGGGCAAGUUGUAGAGAAUCCUACUGAGGAUUCUGUUUUGACUUUAGAUCAUCAGCUUGAUCUAAUUCAUCCCUUUACUAAAAAGGAUGUUAAGAGAGCUCUUUUCAGUAUUCCAACUACCAAGAGUCCUGGCCCCGAUGGUUAUGGCUCUGGUUUUUUUAAAUCUCUCUGGAAGGAUAUUGGAGAUGAAAUAACUGAGGCGAUUAUGUUGUUCUUUGAAAGUGGUGUGAUUCCGACUACAUUGAAUGGUACAAUCUUAUCUCUUAUUCCUAAGGUUGUUUCCCCAUCUAAGGCCACUGAUUAUCAUCCUAUAGCUUGUUGUAAUACCCUUUACAAGUGUAUUUCCAAGAUGAUUUGUUUCCGUUUGGCUAAGGUGCUUCCUAUGAUAAUUCAUCAAGAUCAAGGAGCCUUUAUUCAGAACAGACAGCUUGCUCACAAUAUCUUAAUCCUUCAGGAUAUUCUGCAUGGUUACUCUAGAAAGAACAUUUCCCCCCGCUGUGUUAUAAAAAUUGACCUCAGUAAGGCUUAUGACUCAGUUGACUGGAAGUUUAUGGAGGAUAUCUUGAAUGUGUUCUGUUUCCCUAGGAAAUUUGUUCAAUGGAUUAUGAAUUGCUUGACAGGAACGUCCUAUACUCUCUUAUUUAAUGGUAGAUUACAAGGAAGUUUUGAAGGGAAGAAAGGGUUGAGACAGGGAGAUCUCAUCUCUCCGCUGCUGUUUGUUCUAGCAAUGGAGUAUCUUACUAGAAUUUUGAGCCAAGCUUCUCAUCAUAAAGAGUUUAGGUACCAUCCUUUGUGUAAGAAUUUGCAUCUAGUCAAUCUGUGCUUUGCGGAUGAUCUGAUUCUGUUUUGCAAGGGGAAUGUGAAGUCUGUUAAGAUUUUAUUUGAUGGCUUUUUGAAGUUCUGUCGCUGUUCUGGUUUGGAAGCCAAUUUGAGCAAAUCUCAAGUGUUUUUUGGGGGCGUGGCAGCUGAGGUCUGUCUUCCGAAAGUAAUGGGAGGUCUGGGCUUCAAGGAAGGAUCUCUUUGGAAUAAAGUUCUAUUGGCUAAAUACCUUUGGGCUUUAUCUUCAAAACAAGAUGUCUUAUGGCGCAAGGUUUGUUAUUUGAGAGAGACAUUUUCUGUCAAGGAAUUGGAGAGUGCGGCUCCUCAUGGUAAGCUGAUCUUGAAUCUGCUAUAUAACAACAUGCUUCAGAAGGAGCAGGUGGGGUUUGCUAAGGUAGUUUGGAGUAGUUUUUCUGUGCCAAGACAUCGUUUUAUUCUGUGGCAAGCGGUUCUUGGGCAUCUUCUGACGAGAGACAAUCUGGCCCGAUGCCCUAUUGAGGUUAAUUCAGUGGCUUGUCCAGUUUGUGAUAGAGGUGAGGAAUCUCACAGUCAUUUAUUUUUUGACUGUAUCUUUUCUCAUAGAAUCUGGGAGCUGAUUAAUAGCUGGCUUGGUGCUGAGAUUUGGCCGAAGCAGAGGAACAAUUGGAAGCUAUGGUUGGACGGGAAGCCUAAAACAGUGAUGCAACGCAUAUAUAUAGCUUGUCUAGCAGCUUCAGUGUAUCAUAUUUGGUGUAACAGGAACAUGUGUUACUUCUCUCAGGUGUCCUACACGCCCCAUAGCCUAGUUAAGAUAAUCAAGAGGUCUAUUAAGAUAAGAUUGCAGGGUAGGCUUAGUAAAAAAGAUUUGAGUAAGAAUUGUAAGCUUUAUGAAUUUGUUCAGAUGUUGUAA
Molecule: messenger RNA, 3516 nt
Organism: Humulus lupulus (European hop)
Lineage: Eukaryota; Viridiplantae; Streptophyta; Magnoliopsida; Rosales; Cannabaceae
Exons: 6
Coding region: 1-3516 (1171 amino acids)
Molecular function (GO): catalytic activity
Source: RefSeq, a predicted model, not a curated record